CAGACGAAGGCGGACUUUCUACUAUCACCGCGUUUUAUCUUUCGCGACUGCUGUUCAACUCUCUCGGUGUUUAGUUUACCUUCGAUAUUCUUAUCAGUACGAAUAGAGUUUCGCGGGUUUUUCCUCCUACUGUCGAGGUGUUUUUACCACAUCGACGCGAAAUUUUUUUCGAGUUGUUUUAACUUUACGUAGCUUCGCGAAUAUCGAGAGUACGAGUGAUAACGUCGCGUAGGUAAUUUUUCUUCGCGAGUUGGUUCGAUUUUUUCGGCUAUACUUCUUCGGUGUGAUAGAGACUUUUUUCGCAGUUUCGUUUUCAGAAAAUUUUUCUCGACAGAAUUAAAGCUGGAAUUGUCACAGAGAAAUAUCAACCCUUUCCUGAGAGGAACGAGUGUCAUUGGCGAAAGUCAGACAUCGGAUUAUGAAAGAUUUGCCAACGGCAAUAUGGUCACAAGCGACGCUAGUUUGCAAAUACAAUACAGCAGGGCACCGAACAUGACCAAUGAUUCGAUACUGCCGAGCAUAGCUAAUAAGAAAUUAAUACACGAGGAGCAUAUAAAAAGGCCCAUGAACGCGUUUAUGGUCUGGUCUAGACUGCAGAGAAGGAAAAUCGCGCAAGAUAAUCCUAAAAUGCAUAACUCGGAGAUAUCCAAAAGAUUAGGAGCGGAAUGGAAACUUCUGGCUGAAAAUGAUAAACGUCCUUUCAUCGACGAAGCGAAAAGGUUAAGAGCGUUACAUAUGAAAGAACACCCUGAUUAUAAAUACAGACCACGUAGAAAACCAAAGACACUUCGUAAAGACUGCGAUUACCCGUAUACCAUACCAUACCAGUCGGUACCCAUCGAUGCUCUAUCAGCAGCAGCUGGAAUAUCGCCGGCAGCCGCUCAAAUGGGACGUUACUAUUCACCUGCAGCCACAGUAGCCGCUUAUGGUUCCUUAGGAGCAGCCAGUAUGGCGGCUGCAGCCGCCGUUGCCGCCCAACAUAAUGCAAUCACAGCACAUGCCGCUCAGCAUAAUCAGGUGGCGAACAGCGUAGACGCGAUGAAAUACACGCUCGAAUCGACAGCCGAAAAAUACCGUUCUCCUUAUUUACCUCAAACCUCGUUCGCCCUAUCGAUGUACUCGGCUGACCAAAAAUACUUCGAGUCAGCCUCCAAAACGUACGGAUAUCUAGAUCCGGCCUUUACAAAAGCCUACUUCGAAUCAUCCAAAAUGUACGUAGACUCGAAUAAAAGCUACAUGUCGGAAAACAACUCGAAAUUCCCAUACCCUCCGCUCGACUUGGGUAAAAUGUAUAAUUCUUCGGAUGCGUCCAAGCAAUCGGUGCAUACGCCCAGAGUUACGGAAGCUGAACGAAAUCAAAGCGAACCUAAACCAUCUCCUUCGUCUUCUCUGUCAUCCAGUGGCCUGUCGCCAGGGGCUUGGCACUCGCCUACCGCAUCUGUACCGAGUCUUUUACCUUUGUCGCAAUAUGUAAAUCAUAAUUCUCAUUAUCAUCAAGGUUCCAGUAGUACGCCGAACGCUGCUGAAUUCAGAAGACCUCUGACAGUUAUAUUUUAAAUUAAGAUAUACUCGUACCUUCUACCUUCAUCAUCCUACUAGGUAAAGUAUCAUUAUUGCUCGAUAGCAUUGUCAUACAUACGAGAACUGUUUCACACUCAGUUAUAAUAUGCCAAAGUUGAAUUUAUCUAUUCGAAGUAUCGUGAAACAGUUCCGCGAUACGUUAUGUAAAGUGCAAUUAUUAGCUUGUAUUUUUUCUCAUUGUUUUUUUUUUUUUUUUUGUACAUAGGUAAAUUUUUUUCUGUUUUCGUUUUUUUUUUCAAGUGGAAAAUUUUUCGAGUUGAAUUUCGUAUAAAUGCAUUAUAUUGAUCUCAUUCGUUAAGGUACCUACAUAAUAAUGAUUUAUUGGGGAAAAAAAUUAAAGAAAAAAAAAUUGACGGCGAAUUUUUCAUACAUCUAUGUUUUGCUGUUUUAUGUUCGUAUAAUUUUCUUCUCGUAUCGUCAAAUUAUUUCAUGUACCUAAUUAUCCAUGUAUUUGCAAUUUUUAAUCAUUUUUAAUCGUUCAAACACACUGUUGACGUACGAUUUACAUUCUACGUACAUAGCUUGUAAUGUAAUUUUAGUGGCUGUAUUUUUGUGUUUUUUUUCUCUCUUUUCUUCCUUUCGUUCGAAUACGUCUGUUUUCUUUUUGUUUUGUUUUCGAAUUUGUGAAAAUUA
Planococcus citri (citrus mealybug) is the source of this 2214-nucleotide messenger RNA. RefSeq names its product transcription factor Sox-3-like. Gene Ontology annotation, biological process: regulation of DNA-templated transcription; cell differentiation; anatomical structure morphogenesis. Lineage: Eukaryota; Metazoa; Arthropoda; Insecta; Hemiptera; Pseudococcidae. Gene Ontology annotation, molecular function: DNA-binding transcription factor activity, RNA polymerase II-specific; RNA polymerase II cis-regulatory region sequence-specific DNA binding. Bases 442 to 1557 code for a protein of 371 amino acids. The record is from RefSeq and is a predicted model, not a curated record. The transcript is spliced from 5 exons.